AUGGGUGCGGAUUAUGCGCUCGUACACGUCAAGUACACGAUUCCCCCCGCGCUGUUCCUGACCGCGCUCUACCGACCGCUGCAGACGCACUUGGACACUUGCAAGAUUGUCUUUCUCCUGACGAUCGCGGUUCUCUCGACUAUCCCUUGGGACUCGUAUCUGGUCUCCGCUGGAAUAUGGACCUACCCUCCCGACGCCGUCUUGGGCUACACGCUGUUCAAGAUCCCCGUCGAGGAGGUCUUCUUCUUCUUCGUGCAGACGUACAAUACGACGAUGAUCUACCUACUAUGCAAUAAGGCGACUGCCCACGUGGCAUACCUGAGCGAGAUCAAUGAGCAGGCGAACAGGUGGCGAGUCAGGAGGCAGAGGUCCAUCGGUGCGGUGGUUGCGGCAGCGCUGGCCUACGGUAUUGUCAAGGCGGUGGGGAUGGUGAGCAGCGGUGGUGAGGGGAAGUAUAUGGGACUGCUCAUAGCUUGGGCUGGACCAUUCGUGUUGACGCUGUGGUGUAUCGCGUACCGGCACAUUCUGUCGCUGCCAUUGAGGUGCACGGCGUUCCCAAUUUUGCUGCCCACUGUUUACCUGUGGGGAGUUGACACGCUGGCGCUGCGGCGCGGAACGUGGGCGAUCUCGACUGGUACGAAGCUGGGGAUUGAGCCGUGGAGUGGAAUGGAGAUUGAAGAAGCAGUGUUCUUCCUGGCAACAAACGUCCUCAUCGUAUUCGGCCUCGUCGCAUUCGAUUACGCUGUCGCACUUACCACAGCGUUCCCGACCCUCUUCCCCGAUAUUCGUAGCGUUACUCCCUUCAGAACGCUCUUCGCCUAUGGGGCGCGGGCAUUGUUCACCCGCCGCUUCCCCAGAGACGAGUACUGCGCACUUCCGGCAUCAAUCGAUAUACUUAGGCGCAAGAGCCGGAGUUUCUACAUGGCCAGCAGCGUUUUCGAGGGCAGAUUGAGACUCGACCUGAUCUCGCUGUACUCAUUCUGUCGGGCUGCCGACGACCUGAUCGACGACGCCCCAGAACCGGCUCGCUCCCUCGAGCGUCUCCAGCAACUGCUGGCUCUCAUGUACGACCCGAAGCGUAGCAGCGUCGAUCUCGAGAACUUUGUCCACUCGAUGUUCCCCGCCUGGGCGCACACGCCUAUCCUCUCCCUCCCAUACACCAAGAUCCCGCGGCGGCCGCUCGAGGAGCUCCUCGAGGGCUUCCACACGGACAUGACGUUCCCGGCGCUCGACACGGAGAAGAAGACGUGGCCGAUCCAGACUGAAAACGACCUACACACGUACGGCCACCGCGUUGCGGGCACCGUGGGCGAAAUGUUCUGCCACCUGGUAUUCUACCACUCCGCGGACGUCACCACGCCCACGGACCUAUCCGACUACCUGGCCAACGCGCUGAAGAUGGGCAUCGCACUGCAAUACGUAAACAUCGCCCGCGAUAUCGCCAAGGACGCGCAGAUCGGCCGCGUUUACAUUCCCGCCACGUGGCUCUCGCAGGCGGGCGUGACCGAGCAGGACGUCCUCGACCGUCCGGAAGACGUGGCGGCGGAGUUUGGGCUCAGGCGCAGACUGCUCGAGGCCGCGGAGGUGAUGUAUGCGGAGAGCAGAGCGGCCAUCGAGGGACUGCCGCUCGAGGCGAGAGGCGGCGCCAGAGUCGCCGUCGAGGGGUACAUGGAUAUCGGCCGACGAAUGAAUGCCGGCCGCUGGAAACGAGGGAAGAUCGCGAGGAUGGCGAGGGCUUGGUGGCUCAUGAGGGGGUAG
Tricharina praecox is the source of this 1758-nucleotide messenger RNA. Its product is annotated as Squalene/phytoene synthase-domain-containing protein. Gene Ontology annotation, molecular function: intramolecular lyase activity; geranylgeranyl diphosphate synthase activity. The transcript is spliced from 5 exons. NCBI's taxonomy places the organism in Eukaryota, Fungi, Ascomycota, Pezizomycetes, Pezizales, Pyronemataceae. Gene Ontology annotation, biological process: biosynthetic process. The record is from RefSeq and is a predicted model, not a curated record. Bases 1 to 1758 code for a protein of 585 amino acids.